CACAUUUUGAUAUUGUACUGUAUUACUGUGAACACGUUAUUAAUUUGAAAAAAAAAUCAAUAAAAUAAUUAAAAAUAUUUUAUUUUAAUAAAUAAUAUUAUUUAUUGUAUAUUUUUGAUUAAACGUUGAAAACUGAUUUAUGAUGGACAACGAGAAACCCGAUGUAUUAGCUGUGAACGAGUUAAGGUAAGUUAAUUCAAGCUAUUUCAAUGUGCUGUUACAUUUAUUGUUUAAGUGGAAUGUUAUUUAAAGAAAGUCCCUUGGGAUUAUAACACUUUCAUUCAACAUUGCUCAAUUAUAUUUUGAUUUUGAUAUACCUACUUAUCCAAUAGUUUUGUUUAAAGUUGCAUUUAAUUAAAUAGGUAUUUUACUGAUUUUGCUUGUACAUUUGUUUAUAACAAUUUUUAAAUUUUUAUUCGGAUAGAACAUACUUGCUACUUGCAUUUGAGUAGGUUAGGUUGAUAGUCAUAUGUUAAGUUUCUUAAUUUCUUUGGAGUAUUUCAUUUACUAUGUUUCCUGAUUUAUAAAUUAAUCCAGUGUCCUCUUCAGCGAGUUAUGAAUUUUAUUAUACCUACAUUUUUAUUAUAAUAAAUAGUAUCAGAUAAUAAGUUUUCCAACGUGUGAUAAUUGGAAUAGAUGGUUAGUCAAUGUUGAUAUUUGUAGUUUUAAACAUUUAAGUUCUACUAGGUAAUUGUACUAGCUUUCAAAAAUAAUUUUAUAAGUUAAGUUAACCAUAUAUCUUUUAACUCAUUUUUUUUUUAAAUACACUUUUCAAUGCCGAUAUUAGAACUGUUUGAAUUUUUUUUCUGCGGAAAUCAGUAUUAAAGAAGUUAUGAAGGUUUAAAGUUUGUUAUUAUGAAGUAGUUAUUUAUGGUUUUUGCUUAAAUAUCUAGUUUCAUAUUCAUUUAUUUAUAUUUGACUAGCGUUGUUUCUUUUUUUGUAUGUAAACAUUCGUCUAAUCAAAUUUAAAAAUUUUGAUUUUGCCCCAACGCUCACAAAAAUCAAUUUUUUUUCCUGUUACUAACUCGAUGAAGUAUUGGCCAACAAAUCGAGGGGUAUUUUUAUUUAAAAAAGUCUGAGCAAACUCAGGGAUUGAGUGACCCCACUUGAUCUCUAGGUGCACCUUUAAUGGCAAUACUUCAAACUUUCAUCAUUUCUUUAAUAAUGAUUUCCCUGAAAAAUUCAAACGUUAUAGAAUAGAUUCUAUAAUCAAUGAUUUGGUGUAAAAAUAUUGAUGGCUCGCUGUUAAAAUUUCUCCAUGUUGCACACUACUGGUUUAUUCAAUACCUAUAUUAAUUUGAAAAUACUAAAUUUUAUUUUAAUUUUAGAUUAAGUUUUUAAAAAUAACUAUAGUCUGUCCAAAGUGAGAACACUCCUCAUUACAACAAAAAUCAGUACAUUAUGACAUUGUUUUUGCAUCACCCAGCCAUAACAGUUUUUUAACGCAUGUUUGCAUGUAUAUUUAACAAUUAUAAGCGCAUAUAAACCUGGUCUUAAGUAAUAAUUAUCUGUUUGAAAAUUUGCAUUAAAACAUGUAAGUUUUCAUUUGAAAAACCAAAGUUGGUUUCUUCACAAAAUACUCCUUAAAUGCUGUGAAAAAUUAAAUAUUAAAAAUAUCGUCUUUAAUUAUACUUAAAAAUUAACCUGUAUAUACACAGGAUGCCCCACGAAUAAUAUUCUAUUUAAUGUUACAAUAAAAAAAGAAAAUCGGAUAUUAAAACAUUAAUAGGUAAUCUAAUAAGCAGACAAUCUAUUUACACCAUUAAAUUUGGUAUAACCAGUUUACAACCCAAGCUCAUUUUUUAAAUUUUUUUUUCAAAAUAUGUGGUUUUGCUUAUACUUAAAGAAUUAAAAAAAAAAGUCUGAUGAACUUUGUUUGUAAGUUAUGGGAGAAAACUUUAUGAAGCUUGGGUUUUUCUGUUUCCCGUAUUUUUUAGUGAGAAUUAAACAUUUUCAAUUUUUUUUUUUUCAAAUUUUUAAUGCUUAAUUCAUUGGUAUAAUUAGAACUUACCUAUUAUAGUUACUUUUAUAGUUAUUGUAUCUAAACUUUGAAACAUAGCAUUUUUGGAAUUAAUCCAUAAUGUGGUUGUUUUUAUCAUUAUUAUGAUUUGUAGUUGUUGAUAUCUUGAUAACAAAGUUUUUUUUAUUGAAGUCAGAAUAAGUGUAUCUGAUUUAGAUAGAUCUAAACCAUAUAGAUAAAUCUAGAUUUAGAGUUACAAACAUUCAAACCCUAGUAACCCUGCCAGAUCUUUAGGUGAAACCAAAAUGCUAUUUUCAAGGUUUAUGUAUAAUAAUUUCAAAAAUAAGUUUUGAUUGUACCAAUGAAUUAAGCAUACAAAAUCAUAUGUUUAGGAAAUUAAAAAAUUUGAAAAAUGAGUUUGGGUCAUAAACUAGAUUUGUUCUGUAAAUUAUAAAUUGUUAAACAAAUUUAAUUUUUUUCAUAAAAUUGAAUAAUGAAAUUAUAAAAAAAAUUCUUUGUGAAUACAAGUGUUCUUCCAGUGUUAUUAUCUUCAAAUUAGUGCAAUAAUUUUUAUUUUAAAUUCUUUUAGAGGGUAUUAUUGAAACACUUUAAAUACAUUUUUGUUUUAUUCCUAUUAAAUGUGGUCUUCCUUUGAAUGUAUUUAUUUCUUUUGACAUCAAAAAUAUUAGUAGUACCUAUACAGUAUAUAUAUAUAUUUAUGUGAGCAUGUAAUUUUUAGCAUAAUAUUAGACUAUUAUGCUCAACAUCCACCACCUUGGAUUGAGAAUUCACCAUCUGGAGUAAAAAAGAGAAAAUUGGUUGAUAAUAAAGAUUUAGAAAUAGCCGAAGAAGUUUUUUUACUGUUAAAUCAUGCAGCUGAACAUUUUAGAAACCUUUGGAAUUGGGCUGAGUUUGCCAGUAUCUAUUUAAACCAUAAUGAUACAUAUGUUGUUUGGUAAGAUUUUUAUGUAUAUUUAGUUAUUGGUUUAAUAUGUUAUCUACUAUUACCUUAUGAUCCACCUCAUUAUUUUUAAAAUUAAUUUAUUAUAUAAUAAUUAACAAAAUUCAUAAAAUGUAUGAUAUUAAUAAUCAAAAAACAAUUAAAAUACAACCAAUUUUAAAUUUAAAUUUUAUGUUAUGCAAUGUAAGUGUUCCUAAUAUAAAAAAAUGCCUCAAAUUAAUUGUUUUAUAGAUUUAUGGACUGCCACCAUUUUUCUAUCAGUUGGUUUUCAAUAAUAUUGUUGAGGUUCCUUUUUUAAUUUUAUAAUUAUAUAAUUUUAACACGAUUCCACAAAACUUGGGUGAUAGUGUCUAAUUGUAGGUUUAGAAAAAUUCCCAUGAUAAACAGUAUCAUGAUAAUAGUCAUUGUGUAAACAUGAAUACACAUUGGACCAUGGUAAACAUGAUCAAAUGGUGGCUGCUUUCUCUAGCGGCAUCCAGCCCUCUACUGCAUGAUUGCAUGAUAGAGGACAUACUUUAUUGUAAGGAGUAGAAUGAGAGGAUAAGGGAGGUGGAGGCAAGGGUCAACCAUAAAACCAGCACCCUCAAAGGUCCAGCUAGUCCUCCAUCAUUAAGACUGGCUCAGGGUCAUGUAUAAGCUAGGUCAAGUUAUCAUUCUUGAUUAGUUAGUUGGUUUAAAAGUAUCCUAAGUUAAAUAAGUUUGUUGAGUGAAGGAAAAAACAGGAUUUCAAUACCACUAGGCUGUUCUUAAUUAGUAGUUUAAUUUGCUGUUCUUAAGUACAUAAUUUGUAAACAAUAAAUUAUUUAAUUUACUUGAAUUUUAACAAAAUCAAUUUUUUAAUUAGGUAGGUACCUAUUUUAUUAUAAUAAUUAAAAAUUAUUAAUUAAACUUACUAUUAGUACUAGUCUAUUUCAUUUCUAUUGUAAAAGAUUUAGUUGGUUUAUCUGCAAUAAUUUUGGCUUGUUUAUUUUCUUUGUUAAAGUAUGAAUAAAAUAUUAGAAAAUAUAUAAAUUAUUGAAUUAUAAAAUAAAAUUAUGAAUUAUGGAGUAUUAAUUAAAAUAAAUUUGAGUAUUGAAAUUUUUUAUUUUUGUUAAGCCAUUGAGGAGAUAUUCCACUUUUAAGUUUGAUUUGGAGGAGAGUAGUGGAAUAUCAUUUAUGUGGUGAUACAGAGCACAGUGUGUUAAUAAUGCACCACCAUUCUCCUCCAACCCAAACUUAAAAGUGGAUUAUCUCCUCAAUGGUUUUACAGAAAUAAACAAUUUUAACACUUAAAUUUAUUUUAAAUAAUACCCCAUUUAUGGAAUAUUUAAUAUAGUUUGCCACUUGAAAUAAAAUGUAGAUAGUGGUUUUACCUCCAAAAAUAACAUAAAUAUAAAACUGUAGAGCAGCUUAUUUCUUAAAUGCUGUAGAAAACAAAUUCUGGAAAAAUUUAAAUUGAGUACCCAUUUAAAUGGAUCACUCGGUAUAUAUAUUUAUAUGUUAUAUUAUAAAUAAUAGUGUAUAUAUUUAUUAAUAAUAUGUAAUAUGUAUGUUACAUAUAUUUUACAGUAAAAGAGGCAAUUAACAGUUAUUAGCUUAAUAGCAUUAAUACUUAUUGUCUUUUGUUGGUAAAUAUUAUGCUUGGAUGGGAGCUGAGUACACUAAGUGUGUACAUUGGUAUCUCAUAUAAUAAUCAAUAUUAUGUCAAUCUUGGCUGAGUAAUUUACACAAUAUUGACAUUUUAAGUCAAAUCAAACCAUUAUAAUAUGAAAUAAAAUACAAGAUAAUAAAAUUAAUAUGAAUCAAUUUAAUGUGCAAAUGAAAAAAUUGAUGGCUUUGGGCCUUAGAUCUAACCUGUUGAAUCCCAGGGCUGUGCAUCACCUUCACCUAUGAUUUUUACAGCACUGAUUAAAAUUAGGUUAUUCUCAUCUGUUUUUUUAAUCAGGAAAAAAUUGUGUUUUAAAAUACUAAUAACACAUGUGUUUUUAUAAAAUAAAAAAUGUACUUUUGUCCACCCUUUUACAAUAAAAUCAAUGUAAAACUACUAUCUGGAUUAAUCUUUACUAAACUGUAUACAAUGAUAAAUAUUAAAUUAGUUUUUCUGUAAAUUAUGAUUCAGUAGGUAAUAAUGACUUUAAUAAAUAGAUAACAUAUUGAAUCAUACAAUAUUCAAUUCAAAUAAAUUAUUUAAUCUUUUAACAUAAUAAUUAUCAAGGUUGGCUUGUCAAUGUAUGGGAAUAAUAUUUCAACUGACUGAAUCUGAUAAAAAUAAUCUUAUAUAUUGUUAUAUGGAACCUAAGACAAAUAUAGAACAUAUGCUUGCAUAUAACUUAAAGUCAUGCAAUUUUAAGUCUAAAGAUUAUCUAAAAUCAUAUAUAACAAACAAAUUUAUAUCAGUUGAAGAAGUAUUUUUACCUUCUAUUGGACCACAAAAACGGGUAUAUUUAUAUUGUAUUAAUUAUUAGAAUAGAAACUAAAUUAGAAAAGUUUUAAUUUAAUUUUAAUAUGUAUAUUAUAGCAAAAUGAUCUUAUACUUGUAAAUUCUACAAAACAAAAUUUAAGGAAACUGUCUAUAGCAGUCUCUGCUGGUAAAGCUGUUUGUUUGGUAGGUCCAGUUGGAAGUGGAAAGAGUUCUUUGGUACACUAUUUAGCCAAUAUUACAGGUAAUAAUACUCGAAUUAAUUUAUUAAUAAGCAUUUUACUUAAUUUACUGUAUUCAAAUUUAAGUAAAAUAUAUUCAAGUUAAUUUAAUAAUAAUUAUGUACAAUUUGUAUUAGAUUGUUUUUAUUGUUUUUAAAUUUAAAAUUUAAUAAAUACUAUAUACUAAACUAUAUUCUUGAUAUAUAUAUAGGACACACUGAUGAAAAUCUAUUAACAGUACAACUUGGAAAUGAAACUGAUUCUAAAAUGAUGUUGGGAUCUUAUCAUUGUACUGAUAUUCCUGGAGAAUUUAUAUGGCAACCUGGAGUUCUUACAAAAGUGUGUUGUUUUUUUAACUAAUUUUAUGGAUAAAUAAAUUGAAAUAAAUAAAUAAUACUUGUAUUUUCUUUUUUUAACCUAUGAAAAUGAUACCAUUUCCAUUUUUUUUAGGCUGUAACUGAAGGACUUUGGCUGUUACUAGAAGAUGUUGACUCAGCUUCUAAUGACUUAGCAGCUGUACUCGGAACUCUAAUUGAAAGUCGGUCACUUACAGUGCCUGGAUAUAGAGAUAGAAUUAUCCCUGCUACAGGAUUUCAACUGUUUUUUACUCAAAGGGUAAUUACUACUACUAGUGGCUAUUAUCAUAAACAGAACACUGCAACUGAUUUAUUAGAAAAACAUUAUAUUCAAAUAAACAUUGAACCAUUAAACAAAAAUGAGCUAAUUGAAGUUAUUGAAAUUAAGGUACAAUCAAUUUUAAUCAUACAUUAUUUGUUUUGUUAUAUUUAAUAUAAAAAAAAAAAAAAACAAAUUUUAGUUUCCUGUAUUAAAAACAAUAAGCCCAAAAAUUAUUGAUGUCUUUUUGUUAUUUUCUGCUGGAUUGCACAAUAAUGAUGUAGUAUUAAAUUUAAAAAGUAAUGCUAGAUUAACUUCUACAAGAGAUUUAUUAAAAUGGUGUUCAAGGAUUAUUAAAGAUUAUGAAGUCACUUCUAACGAAUCUGCUUUAAGAGUAAUUCAAGAUGCAAUUGAUAUUUUUUGUUGUAGUGCAGAUAAUUCAAGUGAGUACAUAUAUUCAUCAAAUAGUUAAAUUAAAUGUAACAUUUCAUAAUUGUACACUCUUUCAUAUCAAUUUGAAUGUUAAAUAUUUUUAUAUAAUAUUCCUAAAUUAGUACAAAUAUAUAUACACUCAGGGUGUUCCAUUAUGUUCAAUAGAAUUCCUAUAGCUAAUAAUAUUCAAUACGAUCUAGUUUUCUUUUAGGAGAACAUCUAUUAAGAGAUAAAUAAAAUUUGUAUUUUCACACCUUAAUUUCUAAAAAAAAAUAAACUUAAUUUUAUACAAUUUUCAAAAUAUGUGUAAAUACAUACAUAUGAUAUAUAAAAACCAAAUAUUAGUACUGAAUAACAAAAAAAAUAACAUGAUUAUGUGGGAAAAUUAAUAUUUCAGAAUUUAUGGAUAUGGGGUAAAAUUUCCAUCAUUGUUGUAUACUUAUUUUAUACUAUUAAUUCCAUCUAAGAUAAAUAAAUAUUAACAACUGCCAUUAUGUAUAUUUGCUCUUUUUUCAAUUUUCUAAAUAAAAAUUGUAUUUUUUUUAGAAAUGAGACUAGAACUUGCUUGUCAUAUUGCUUCAUUAGUUGGCGUUGUAAAAACUAAAGCGGAAUUCUUUUUGAUUGAGUAUAAGCCAACAAUAGUUCUUGAUGAAAAAUGUUGCAUCAUUGGAAGAGUUACACUACCACGCAAUGGAUCUUUUUUAACAGUAAAUGAUACGUAAGUAUUCAAUUUUCUUAAAAUUAUAUAAUUUAUUAUUUGAAUCGAUGAUUGUAGAAUGUCAUUUAUUAUUUCAAACUUUUAGAUAGUUGAUAAAAACUGUAUAAUAUAAAUAAUUUUGAAAAAAAAAUGUAACUUUUUUAAGUUUCAUUCAUUUUUAUGAACGCAUAAAUAUCAUAUACUGAUUAUUAAUUAUGUAUAUCAUAUACUGAUUAUUAAUUAUGUAUAAUUUUUCUGUAAAAAUAAUUUAAUGUGCCCUUAGUACUGAUUUUCAUAUUUAAUUAAAUAUAUUGCACUUCAGCAAUCAUCUUUUUUUUUUAUAAUAAUUUUACGUUCAAAUUUUUUUUCAUUGUGAAUAUUAUGGUAUUUCAAAACAUCAAUAAUUUCCUUCAAAUUCUCAUGUCUUUAUCAUUGAUAAAUUAAAUAAUUUUAUGUAGCUUAACUUCCCACCUAGAACAUUAAUACACCUAUAUUAGCACUCUUUUAAGUUCUCACACAUGUGGGCUUUUCAGACCUAUUUUACAAGUGAUAAUCCACCUCAGGGAAGCAUCAUAUAAUAUAAUUCCUAUUGCAGAAAAGUAACUACUAAUUAACUACUAGUUACUUAGAUAGGUAAUUAUAGAUAUAGGCGAAACAAGCAAAUUUGUUUAUAAAAAAUUUUCGGAAUAAUAUUAUACUAUAUUUAACACUUUUUUACUCAACAAAUGUUUGUUUUGUAUAUUUUGUUUGCAUUGUGGACUAUGUAGUUAAUAUAGUAUCUAUUAUACUUUAAUUUAAAUUUAUUUUUUAGGUCAAAUUCCAAAUUUGCUCUGACACGGUCUUCUUCAUGUCUUCUAGAACGUAUGGCUUGUUCUAUUUUUAUGCAAGAAUCUGUAUUGCUUGUUGGAGAAACUGGUACAGGAAAAACAUCAGCACUUCAGUUAUUAGCCAAACAUACAGGAAAUAAAUUAAUUGUUUUAAAUAUGAACCAACAUAGUGAUAGUGUAGAUCUUAUAGGAGGUUAUAAACCAGUUGAACUAAAGAUUAUUAUUAAACCAAUCAGAGACAAAUUUGAAAGGCUUUUUAGAGCAGAAUUUGAUGUAGAACAAAAUGUCACAUUUUUGAGCCAUAUAUCGGUAAAUUAAACUUUUUAAAUGUUUUCGAAUUAUGCAUGUUAUUAUAAUUGUUGUUCUAGACUUGUUUUAAUAACCAUUCAUGGUCCAAUCUGAUUAAAUUAAUUAAAUUUGUGAUACAACGUGCUGUUGAUAAAAAUACGAAAAAUAACAAACCUAUCAAUUAUUGGUUAGAGUUAAAUGAAGAGUUAAAUAGUUUUGAAAUUAAACUAAAACAUUGUCAAACAUCAAUGGCUUUUGCAUUUGUGGAAGGGAGUCUUAUUCAAGCUGUUAAAAAUGGUAAUUAUUUUAUAUAGGAAAUAAGAACCUUAUUAAAACAUGUUUAUUGAGUGUUUGUUUAGGUUAUUGGAUUUUGUUAGAUGAAAUAAAUCUAGCCUCAUCUGAAACAUUACAAUGUCUAUCAAAUUUACUCGAAUCUGAGGGAACUGUAACUAUAUAUGAAAAAACUGAUUUCAAACCUAUAACCAGACAUCCAAACUUUAGAUUAAUGGCCGCCAUGAAUCCAGCAACUGAUAUUGGUAAAAAAGAUUUACCUUCGGGUAUAAGAAACAGGUAAUAUCUUAAAAAAAAGUUGAUCGUGUUAAAUAUUAAUUAACAAUGGAUACAAUUUUGUAUUUUAGAUUUACAGAAUUUUUUGUUGAUGAAAUAAGAGAUCGAUCAGAUUUAAUUACUUUAACAGCUUGCUACUUACCUGAUUAUUCAUUUAUAAAAUUAAAUGAUAUUUCAAAAUUUUAUUUAAUUGCAAAACGUGAAGCUGAAACAAGUUUAACUGAUGGAACUGGUCACAAACCCCAUUACAGCUUACGGACUUUUUGCCGUGCAUUAUCAAUAGCAUCAUCGAAUCCAUGCCAAUCUACUCAAAAAUCAUUAUAUGAAUCAUUCUGCCUUAGUUUUCUAACUCAGUUAAAUUCUUUUUCUCAUAAACGUGUUGAACAGUUAAUAGCAAGUACUAUGUUCAGAGAAACAUUAAUUCAAGCAGUUAUUAACCAGCCCAUUCCAAGACCUAUUACAAAACCAAAAUCUUAUAUUCAAAUUGAAGGUUAUUGGAUACAAAAAGGAGACUUGGAACCUUCCCCUUUUCAAAAAGUGAUUAGUUUAAUUUUUAAUAUGGACUGAAUUAUCUAAAAUAUAUUUAUUUUACAGUAUAUUUUAACAAAUAGUGUAAAACUGAAUUUAAGGGAUCUUGUAAGAGUUGUAUCCUUAAGUAAAUUCCCAGUAUUGAUUCAAGGAGAUACUUGUGUAGGAAAAACAAGUCUCAUUACAUACUUAGCUUCAGCUUCUGGAAAUAAAUUAGUACGUAUUAAUAACCAUGCUCAUACAGAUACACAAGAAUAUAUUGGUUCAUAUUUGGCUCAAUCAAUUACAGGCAAACUUGUUUUUAAAGAAGGUGUGUUAUAAUUAUUGUUUUUUUAAUAAUAUAUAUCUAAUGAUAACAUUUUAUUAUUAGAAACCCUGUGGUUGUAAAUGUUUUCAUUUAAUUUUAAUUAUUAUAGGUGUUUUGGUUGAGGCAAUGAGAAAGGGUCAUUGGAUUAUAUUAGAUGAACUUAAUUUAGCUCCAACUGAUGUGUUAGAAUCCUUAAAUCGUGUUUUAGAUGAUAAUCGAGAAUUAUUUAUACCAGAAACUCAGACUAUUGUAAAAGCUCAUCCUGGAUUUAGAUUAUUUGCUACUCAAAAUCCACCAGGUUUAUAUGGAGGACGUAAAGUGAGUAUUGAUUUUACUAUAAAUCUGUGUAAAGUUUAAUAAUAAUCAAUUUUUUUUUUUUUUUAUUGGUUUCAAUAUAAUAUUUUUAUAAGUUUUUCUAAGUUAUUAAAAAUUAAUUAUUUAAUAGUUUCCUUUUUAUUUGUAUUCAUAGAUAUUGUCAAGAGCAUUUAAAAACAGAUUUAUUGAGAUGCAUUUUGAUGAGAUUCCAGCAGAUGAAUUGGAAACCAUAUUAUUUAAGCGGUGUGAAAUUCCUCUGUCAUAUGCAAAAAAAUUAAUAUCAGUUAUGAAAGAGCUUCAAUCAACACGUAAAAUAAGUUCUGCAUUUUCCGGUAAACAUGGUUUAAUAACAUUAAGAGAUCUGUUUCGUUGGGGCGAACGGUAUCGUUUAUCAAACGGAUCAGAUAACUAUAAUUGGAAUCAGCACUUGAUUGAUGAAGGUUAGGUCAAUCAAAAUACAAAUUUUUUUUGAAAUACAAAUUAAAAUUUUUUAUUUUUCUUAGGUUUUCUAGUUUUAGCAUCCAAAGUCCGUAAACCAGAAGAAGAAAAAAUUAUAAUCCAAAUAUUAGAAAAACAUUUUAAAUGUUCACUUUCUUUAGAUAGAUUAUUUACAUGUGAGAUUUUUUUUAUUAUUAAAUCUUUAUAAAUUGUAACAUUUUUAAAAAUUUUCAUAGUUAAUGAAAACACAUCAUUGGUUACCCGUCAUAUACUUGAACAAAUACAGAAACCACCUCCUGGAUUUGAACAUAUUUAUAUGUCUAAAAACAUUAGAAGGAUGGUUGUACUUGCAUGUCAGUAUAAAUUAAUUUAAUAAUAUUAAAUUAUAUAUAACAAAUAUUAAAUAAUAAGUUUAAUUAAACAUCUUUAGGUAAAGCAAUUGAAUUCAGGGAGCCCGUUUUAUUAGUUGGUGAAACAGGUUGUGGUAAGACUACAGUAUGUCAAAUGAUUGCUGCUAUUAAAACUAAGAAAUUAUUAUCCGUUAACUGUCAUCAACAUACUGAAAGUUCAGAUUUUCUUGGUGGGCUGAGACCAAUUCGUAAUAGAGAUCAAGAAAAUGAUCAAAGGCUUUUUGAAUGGGUUGACGGACCAUUAAUUGAAGCAAUAACUGAAGGGCAUUUAUUUUUAGCUGAUGAAAUCUCAUUGGCUGAUGAUAGUGUUCUAGAAAGGCUUAAUUCAUUAUUGGGUAAGUUAUCUUUUAACAGUGUAAAAUACUUAUAAGUGAAAAACAAUCAUACAUUUCAAAAUUUAUUAUUUUUAGAACCUGAAAGAAAACUUUUGGUAACAGAAAAAAAUGAUAUUGAUAUUAAUUCAGAAAUCUUAGCUCACACAGAUUUUUGUUUUUUUGGUACCAUGAAUCCUGGUGGUGAUUAUGGAAAAAAAGAAGUAUGUUAUAUAAAAAAAAUAAUGGUUAUUGGAAUGAUAUUUUACUUAAAUUUCCUAUAAUUUGUAGUUAUCUCCAGCACUUCGUAAUCGAUUGACAGAAAUUUGGUGUGAAAGUUGUUUAGAAAAUGAGGAUCUUGUAAAAAUAAUUAGUCACAGUUUUUCAUUAUUUCACCAGGACAGUUUAUUAUUAAGUCAAUCAAUGGUUGAUUUUGUUACUUGGUUAAAAAAAACAGAACAGAUUAGAAAGUAAGAUUUUUCUAUAAUUUCAAUGAGGUUAAUUCUUUUUUAAACUAAUUAAUAUUAUAAUUCGCUAUACCAAUAAAAAUACUACAACUCAAUAUAUUUUAUAAAUCUUAAAAAUCCUUAAUAAAUUUUGGACCUAUCAAAGAAAUCCAUGUAACAAUAUUUUCAAAAAUUGUUUUAUUGUGUAAUAUGAUAUAACUUAAUGUUACCAACACAUGCAUAAAAGUAUUAAGAUAUUAAUACUAUUAGUUACUAUUACUAUUAUUAUUACUAUUAUAUAACACAUAUUAAGUAUUUCAAAAAUUGAUAGCAAAGCACUAAACAUAUACAUAUUAAUCUCAAUGAAAUCUAUUCGUGAUUUUCCUUUUCCUAAAUAUAUAUUUAUAGAAUUUUAUAAUAUCUCUAUGAUAGGUUUUGAAAUAUUAACUUAUGGUAUAUAUAUAUUUAUUUAAUUAGUUGCUAUUUUUAAUUUUAGUAAAUUAAAUCUUAAAUUUAGUUGUUAAUUGAUUUUUUUUUUUUUUCAAUAAAUACCUUUUAUAUUUGUGUCAUUUAUAUCAUAGUUAUUUAAAGUUGAACAUAAGCAUUAGAGACUACCUUAUUUGGGUAAAGUUUAUUGAAGCAAUGAUGAAACAAUUUUCACCAACUGAUGACAAAAAAAAAUUGCAAGCACUUAUAACAUUUUAUAGAGAAGGAGCAAUUAUGGUAUUUCUUGAUAAAAAACCUGAUAAAAAUCCAGUGUAAGUUUUUAUUUUUAAAUUAAAUUAAUAAAAUAUUCAUAGUAAUAUUUUUGUAGCCAUGACCGAAAUAUUAAGAAUGCUUUAAAUAAUUCUAUAAUAACAAAAUAUCAAAAUACAAUUGACUUCAGUGAUUUAUUAUUUGUGGAUAAAAUUAAAGAUUCACCUGAAUGUUUUGGGUGUGAUGGAUAUUAUAUAUCUAGAGGUAAUUAUUAUGCUAACAAUAUUUUAUUUAAAUACAUUUGAUUUUUCAAAUAUUUUGACUAUAUUUUUAAUAGGUAAUUUGCCUGAGAUAAAAGUACCAGAAUAUUCAUUUGAUGAUCCAAUUACUAAGCAAAAUCUUAAAAAAUUACUACGGUGCAUGCAAAUAGAUUGUCGAGCAAUAUUGUUAGAAGGAAGUCCUGGUGUUGGAAAAACUAGUUUAAUUCAAGCUGUAUCUAAAGCAUCUGGUCAUGAAUUGAUUCGCAUUAAUCUCUCGGAACAAACAGACGUGUCUGAUCUAUUUGGUUCAGAUUUGCCAAUAGAUGGAGGUGAUGGCGGAAGUUUUGAAUGGAGAGAUGGACCGUUUUUGAGAGCUUUAAAAAAAGGAAACUGGAUUUUAUUAGAUGAAGUAUAACACAUUUAGUUUAGAGUUAUUUUAACUAAUAAAUAUAACUUAUUAAUUUUCAUUAUUUGUUUGUUUAAGUUAAAUUUAGCAUCACAGUCUGUACUGGAAGGAUUAAAUGCUGUCCUUGAUCAUAGAGGUGAAUUAUACAUCCCAGAACUUAGCAAAACAUUUAUCAUAGAAUCUAAGAAAACAAGAAUAUUCGCUUGUCAAAAUCCAAUGAGUGAAGGUGGUGCUAGAAAAGGGUUACCAAAAUCCUUUUUGAAUAGAUUUCUCCAAGUAAUGUUAAAAAUUUAUUUUAAAAAUAUAUGUUAUUUAUGGGUUAUAAAAGUUAUAAUUUUAAUUUUAGAUUCAUUUAGAUAUAUUAUGCAGUCAUAAUAUUGUUAAUAUAAUUGAAAAUAUUUAUACACCGAAAAUAAAUGACAUUAAAACAUUACAUUUAGAAAAAGUAGUUGAUUUUACUUUAUCUUUCGGUAAUAAAUAUAAUGUUGACACAAAUUUAAGAGAUAUUUUACGUUGGGUUGAUGUUACAAUUGCAUUGGGUUCUACUGUUUUAGACCAUUUGCCUUUAAUAUUUACUGACCGAUUACCGAGCUUACAAAAUAUUGAAAAUGAAGUAAGUAUAUCAUAAUAUUUCUAUUAGUUCUUAUAAUUAAUUUUUUUAUUUAAUCUAUAUAUGUUGAAAUAAUUUUUUAUAAGGUAUUUGAUCAAAUGCAAAUCUUACUUAACAUUAAAUGUCAGAAAUAUGAAUUCAUGAGAGUAUUUCCUUCAGCGAUUAUGUUUAAUAGAAUUGUAGUACCACGUAACCGAGCAAUUAAUAUGCCAAUUGAUCAAAGUAAUAGUAAGCUAAUUUUGAGGUCACAUAUUCAUAUUUUGAAUUCAUUAGCUGUAUGUGUUAAAAUGAAUUGGAUGCCUAUUUUGGUAAUAUUAUUUUUUAUGUUUAACUGUAUUUUCUAUUAAUUAUAUGAUUUUGAAUUACAAUUUGUCAUUAUUGUUAACUUUAGGUAGGCAGUGGUAGUGGUAAAAAUUCUGUAAUUAAAACUUUAGCUCAACUUUAUGGGUGUGAAUUAUAUACAUUAUCUGUGAAUUCAGCUUUAGACACAAUUGAAAUACUUGGUGGAUUUGAGCAAGUAAUAAAUUAACUAAUUAAUUUUAAUUACUUUUUAUUUAUAAAAAAAAAAAAAUAAUAUUUGUAGGCUGAUUAUAAUAGACACCUUGAAGACUUUGCUAAAAUAAUUGAAAAUAAAAUUUAUUUGAAAGUUAGUGAAAAAAUGUUAAAUGGUCAAACCGAUUACAUUGAGUUAUUAUAUUUGUGGAAUGAAUAUAGGAAAAUGACUGGUAAAAUAAAAAAUGUACACAUUUUAGUUAUUGUUUUAACCAACUAAUGUUUAUUAUUUUGUUUUCAGAUGUGUGGAAUAAUAAAGUGACUACUAUGGUGUCAGAAACAACUUUAUUUAAAAACCGUACGCAUGCUUUAAUUAGAAUCUCCACUGCACUAAAUGAUUUUGAUAUAACUUCUUCACUUCAAGUUCUUAAAGACCGUGUUUGUUCUAUUGGAAAUUUAAACUCUGGUGGAAAGUUUGAAUGGAUAGAUAGUAUUUUAAUCAAAGUCAGUUAAUAUAUAUAUAUUAUUUUUAAUAUUAUAUUGUUUAUUUAUUGAUAUACUUUUAUAGUGUCUAAAUAAUGGUAAUUGGUUGUUAAUUGACAAUGUAAAUUUAUGCAGUCCAGCUGUAUUAGAUCGUUUAAAUGGAUUGUUAGAACCCAAUGGAGUUUUAGAAUUAGGUGAAAAGGGUAUUGGUUCUGAUGGACAAAUACAAACUAUAAAACCACAUAAAGAUUUUAGACUUUUCUUAGCUAUGGAUCCAAAACAUGGAAGUAUUUCAAGGUAAAAAUAUUUGAUAUUUUGACUUAAAUAAAAACAUUAAUUUUUUGAAAUUUAUGUUUUUAUUUCCAGAGCAAUGAAAAAUCGAGGUGUUGAAAUUUGUAUGUGCCCAUUAGAAGAAAUAUCUAGCCAUGAUAUUUAUUCUUUGCUUGAUGUACAAGGCAUUCAUGACAAAACAGUCAUUCAUAAAUUAAUAGAAAUCCACAAAAUUAUGAAAAACUUUGUUACUGGAAUUGCUAUUAGUAUAAAUCAUUUACUUCGUACUGCAUAUUUAGUGUCUCAAAACAUUAAUGGAGGAAAACCAGUAAUAGAAGCUAUCCGAGAAAUAUGUAUUGAUACAUAUGUCCAUCAUUUAAAUGGAAAUUCAAAACAAAAUGCUUUAAUGGAAAUUGAUUGCAUUUUAAAAGAACAUUCUAAAAUUCCUAAUGAAAUUUGGAUCCCUAAUCUUAAAUUAAUAGAUAUUUUGCAAUCAUCAAACUUCUGUUACAUAAAUCAACAGUGCAAUAUAUUGGAACAACACAAAUAUAAUGGUGAAAUAAGCAUUGAAGAUUUAUUAUUAUGCUAUUUUGGACGGUCAUCCAGUUCAGAUGUCACAGUUAGAAGUCAAUGGUUAUCAAAACGGUCAACUUUUUCUGAUGAAGCUAUUAAACAAUUUAUAAAAACACCUCCUGAAUUGAAAUUUGAUUUGUUACAGUUUGUAACAAAAUCUGUAGACUAUAUAGACCACAAAGAUUUACCAUUUGAUUUUAGAUAUUUACCUGAUGUUUAUUUUAAUAAAGUGCAAACUAUUUCCAAGUUAACUCCAUAUGCUGAAAAUAAAAUACAUCUGAUGUUGGAUUGGGCAUUAAAUAAAUGUUUAGAUCAAAAUUUUUUACUAAAAAAAAUAAAUGAAAAAAGUAACUCAAUUACAUUUAAAUCUGGUUUAUUUUUAGAUAUUAUUUUUUUUUUUUUAUAUAUAUAGAAAUUAUGAUUUCAAAUGGUGGUAUAUUGCAUGAUUAUGCCAUAUUAUCUAAUGCAUUUGAGGACUUCAUAAAUUAUUUCUUGAAUGACCAUUCAGUAAAUAUUAACGAAUUCAACAGUACACGGUUUAAAGAAUUAAUAAUCUGGACUCGAACAAUUGAAAAAAAAAUAUUUGAAAACUUGAAAGAGAAAAACGAAUUUGUUACUGUAUUAGUAUACAGUUAUUUCAAUGUUAUUGUUAAACAUUUUAUACCCAUUAUAGAAUCAAUGAUCAAAACAGAAAAGUAAUAUAUUUUUAAUUAGUAUAUAAAUGUGAGUUAAUUAUUUUAUAAUUAAAAAUAGGUAUGCAUACUUAGAACAAUUAAUAAUUAUGAAAAAUCAAGUUUCAAAAAACUAUUUAACUCCUAAACGUUAUACAAAGCUAAUGAAAUCAUUUACACAUUGGAUGCUUAUACCUUUACAUCAGUGUUGCAAAAAUCAUGGUGAUAAAAAUAUUGAAGCAUACCAGUUAGUAUAUAUAUAUUAAGUAUUUAAUUUAAUUAAAACCUCACUAAAUUUUUGGCACUUAAAUAAACAAAUAAUAUUCAUUAUUUUUAUAACUUGUAGAGAAAAUAAUAAUUUAAUUACUGCAAUUAAAUUGAAUAACAUACAUGCAUUAAUUACAAAUGAAACUAAAAUUCAAAGGAACAAUUUACUUAAGUUUGAAUAUGCUAAUUGCAAAUUGAUUUCAAAUUACAAGACUGAAGGUAUAUCUUAUAAUUAGUCUGCAUAUUGGUAUAAUAUAAUUUGUAUUUUUUUAGAUAUAAAUACAAGUGAAUUUGAUAACAAAGAAAUAAAUCUUAUUCCAAUUUGGGAAUUAAUAAUUGAACGAAAUAUCUUUUCUUAUAUUAAUUAUAAUUUUAUUAAUGAUAAAAUUCAAAUAAGAAAUGGCUACGAUUCUUUAAUAAAGCCAUUGUUGAAGUUUGUUCCAACUGUAUCUCCAUUUUACUACAAUUCAUUAAAAAAAAAUAAAGUUUUCUCUAUUGAAUUUUUGACGGAAUCUUUAAAACAUUCAAUGAACUCUGUUGCUAUUGAUAACCCAGAAUUAUAUUUUGCAUGGUCACCUAAAAAAGUUAUGGAAUUAGAAGACCAGGAAAACGCAGUUAAUCAAGUAUUAAAUACUAAUACAAAUUAUUAAUAUUUUAUAAAUUCUCUAAUACAUUUUGUGUUCUUUAGGAAUCACUGUAUUCAUUUGAACAACCACUAUUCACUACAUUUAUAACUAAUGUUUUACUAAAGAAAACUGACUUAUUUUGCACAUUUUCACCUACACCCUUAAGGCUUAUUGAUAAUAAUAAACAUAAUUUAGUGUUUAUUAAAAGUUUAAUAUGGAAUAGCUCUAAAUGGAAUUCAGAUAUACAGUCAGUUUUAUAUUUUUUAUUAUUUACAUUAUUUUCUUUCUUUUAUUUAAAGUUUUUAUGUUUAUAGGUUUGAAAAUAUAAAAUCAUUAAUAAAAAUGAUUGAAUUAUUUUUCUCGGCUUUACUUCCUGAUGAUAUUUCAUCUCUAGAAGAAUUACACUCUUUAGGAUAUGAUGAAAAAUGUCGCAGUUCUUUUAUAGACAAAGUGGAUUACCAUGAAUCAAUGAUUACAGCUAUUUUUGAUACUGCUAAAGAACUUAGCAAUAUUAAAACUAAUUUAGAUUUAUGCUAUCAUAAAAGAUCUAGUUCAAACACCUAUCUUAUCAAACAGAUACAGUUUAGUGCUGGUCGUUUAUGGGUGCUGUCAGGCAUGGUAUUCCUUGAAAUAUUUAAAGAUAUUGGUCCUGUAGACCCAUUAGAAAAAAUAAAAGUACACAUUGAAUGUUCCAAGGCAGAGGUAAUUCUAUUAACUUGUAUUAAAGUGGGUAAAUUAAUGCCUUUAUAUUAAACAUUUGUUUUUAGAUUAAUAAGCUUAAUAGUAGAUUAAAGGCUGAAAAAUUAUUUUGCGAAGCUGAUGGUAUUUCUGAUAUAUUUCCAUUUAAACAAUAUUAUACUCAGAGACUAAAAUUUUUGAUCAAAGAUAACAAAAAUGUUGGCUAUAGGCCCGAACCACCAAUGUAUAAUGUUAUUUUAAAGGUAUGUUUUAUUAUUCAAACAAUUAUAAUUAAGGUAAAAAUAUUCAUACUUUUAUUUUAGGAUAUAACCCGAUUUUCAAAAAUGUAUGGUUUAGAUAGCAAUACUUAUAAUUUAAUCAACGCAAAUAUUAUGGACCGUGUAACUCUAGUUAAUGAAAUGGAAAAUUGGCUUAAUUCUGUUACUAAUUUUCAUAAUAGUUUAAAUGAAAGAUAUGCUGGUUAUCCAGAUGUUCUAUCUGGAAUACUUCUUUCUGUAAAUCAGGUAUAAACAUAGUAAUUUAUUUUUUAAUAUACAGAAACUAAAACUUAAUAAUUAUUAUAUCAGAUGAGAUAUGGAAUGAGAAUACUAAAAAAUCAAUAUAAAUGGGCUAUACCAAAGGAGAUCAAUUUUACUUAUGAAGAAGAAAUAUUAACACUAUUUGGGGAAUUUCCACGAUUUUGCCCAAACAUUAUAAAAAUGGCAAAUAUAGAUGAUGUAUUGUUAAUGAGCACUAAUGAUAAAUUUAGGUACACAGUAACUUUAAUCUAUUGAACUGAAUCUUAGAUUUUAUUAUACAAUUUUUUUAGGUGGUACAAACUUUGUUUGGAAGAAUUAAAUAAUAUGUUUUAUUUAAGUGGCCAUUCAUGUAAAUGUGAUCAAUACAUAAAUACUAUUGGCAUUAUUCUUGAUAAGUUUGUGAAUAAUUGGAAAUAUCUUCAAGAAGAAAUAGAAAAUAAAAAUCGUGAAGAAGUUAGCAUUUAUAAACAAAGAUCUUUGUGUGAAACUAUACCAUUGGAAAUUGAAAUUAUUCAAGGAGUAUCUCAACAAUUUCCGACAUCCAAACAUGAUUUUAAUGACAUUGAGAGCCCCCUUACACUAGAUACCGAUAUAUGUCAAGAUUCUAUUGCUCCUGAAGUCUAUCACCUUACUGAUAAAGACAUUAAUGAUAUUUGUAAACUACAUACUGAUUUAGUACGACCAGCAGCAUUAGCUUUUUGGUUAUCAGCAUCUUCAGUUAAAUUUGAUCAAAGUGAAGCAGUAAAUAGAUUAAAAAAUUCAUUUUCUGAUAGAUUUUGUUUGUUUGGAAAACUAUUAAUGUCAAAGUUUAUGUAUUUGGAUUCUUCAAUGGAUGGAAAAAUGAUGCCAUGGCUUUUAAUAGCUACUGAUAUAGCAAGUAAUCCUCAAAAAAUUGAUAAUAAAGGUUACUAUGAUUUUUAUCGAGAUUCUAAUUUGGAAUUUUCCAAAAAGACUUUUGAAGUUAUUACUAUAGUUGAGGAACAAAUUCGAAAAUUAAUAUCAGAAUGGCCAGAACAUCCUACAUUACAGACGGUAUGUUAAUAUUGGUUUAAUUGGAUAGUGUCUUAUAAAAUAUUACUUAUAAGAUGUAGAGUAUACGAGGUCUAAUCAAAAAGUAUCAAGACUAUUAAAAAAAUAUAUAUAUAUUUAUUAGAUAAAGUUAUUUAUAUUCCAUUUCCUUCUAAAUAUACUCCUUCUGAGUCUAUACAUGUUCUCCAAUGUUCCUGCCAUUUUUGAAAACACCUCUGAAAAUAAUUUUUAGAAACUCCUUGUAGCUGCUCGCAUUUUGUUUUUUUCCAUCUACAUCUUGAAAAUGUUUACCCUUAAACGCCAUUUUUAUCUUCCGGAAUAAAAAAAAAUCACAUGGAACUAGGUCUGGUAAAUAGGGGGGUUGAGAAACCACUGGGAUAUCAUGUAUGGCUAAAAACUGCUGCACAACAUUGGCUGAAUGGGCUGGUGCAUUAUCGUAAUGCAAUUUCCAACUACCAGACUCUUUAAACUCGAUCUUUUUCUUCGUACAUCAUCUCGUAAAGAAGAACAUCAAUGUAGUACUCCUUUGUUAUUUUCUGUCCUUUUGGAGCAUACUCAUGAUGAAAAACACCUUGGUAGUCGAAAAUAACAGUCAACAUAACCUUCACUUGACUCCAAAUUUAACGAGCAUUUUUGGGUCGUAGCGAAUUAGGUAUCUUCCACUGUGAAGAUUGUACCUUUGUUUCCUGAUCAUAGCCAUAUACCCAAGUCUUGUCACCAGUUAUAAUUUAUUUAAAAAAAAAAUCAUCAGAUUCGGAACACUCUAGCAAAUCUUAUUACUAAUUUCCAUGAUUGUCGUAUUUUUUGGAUCAUUUUCUCAUUGCGGCUUGUUGAUGGGCAUCCUUCACGUUAAUCAUUUUCAACAGUUGUUCUACCCUUUUUAAAUCGUUUAAACCAUUCAAAACCGUGAGCACGGGACAUGGUUACAUUUCCAUAAGCUAACAAUAAUAUUUGGUAGGUUUAAGUAACCGUUUUUCCCAGUUUAUGGCAAAAUUUAAUGCACACUCGUUCUAUAUUUUCGCUCAUAAUGAAAUCCGAUAGGACGUAAAAUCACACUUUACUUAAUCGCACCUAGAAGCCAACUGAGACGAUGUUAAUCUAAUCUAUGUCUAAUAUAUUUUCCCAACAUAUAAAGUUAGAUUAAUAUAGCACAUGCAAGGUCAUACUCAAACCGGUUUACGAUUAAUCUUAUCAGUAUCAAUACUUUUUGAUUAGAUCUCAUACAAUUUUACUAUGCAUUCUGCCUCCAAUAAUGUAACACGUGUAUUCAUUUCUCACAUGAUAUAUCAUUUUAGCCAUUAUUUAAAAUAUUAUAUAAAUGUAUACAAAAACUAGAAAAAGUGAUCAACAAGUAAUUACCGAUUAAUUAUCAUUGAUUUAUUGACUUAUUGAUUUGGUUUUAUCAACCUCAAUUGUUAACUACAAAGGCUUUGGAUUUGGUCAUCUCAGAUUGGUAUAGUAGAUAAUGAAAAGAUUGACGAGGCACCAAUAGAGCCAUACAUUUUUAUGGUUGAGUUAGGUCAAACUUUCCUUAGGGGAGAAAAAAAUUACAUUGAAUGUCAAAACUACUGAGACUUCAUCUCACUGUUAAAAAAUCUAAUCAAAAAUAACAUUUCUUUUUACACCAACCAGACAAUCAGAAUAUUGUUCAUUCCUUUUGACUAAAUACUCAUCUUAUUACCAAUGAAUUUUCAUCCAAAUAAAAUUACUAUAAUAUUCUUAAAAAUCUGAUACAUAACUCUGGGAAAUCUAGAAUACCAAAUUACUAAAUCAAGUCCACCACAAAAAUAAUCUUUUAUAAUUUUUCUUGCACAAAUAAACUAAAUAAAUUUAAAAAAAAUGUAUAUUUAUUUAAUAUAUUAAAACUCUUAGUAAAAGUUUUGAAUUAAUUUUAUGUUAAUACUACAUAUCUAAAUUAUAUACAACUUGAUUAUAAUUAUGAAUAUUAGAAAUUGUAAUUUAUUGUACAAUAACAUAAAAAUAAAUUGAUUUUACAGAUACUUAGAGUAGUUGAGCGGAUAAUGGAUUUCAACUGGGAUAGUCCAGCAUGUCGAUUCCUUAUUGGCCUUGAACUGCUUUUAACUAAACUUCAUGAAUGGGAAAUGGUUGCUCACAAAGGUGUGAGUUUACAUGAAGUAACAUUAAUUAUAACCCAAUGUAUUCAAGAAUAUCGAAACCUUGAGUUAAGUACAUGGAAGGAUUGCUUAAAAACUUCAUUGAUAAAGUAAUAUUAAAAUUUGUUGUACAUAAAUGUUACAUUACCAACAUUUUAAUUUAUCCAUUUGAAUAUAGAGUACAAAAUAAUUCAUCUAAGUGGUGGUUCCAUUUAUAUUCAAUUUUUCAAACAUAUCUACACAACCAAGAAAGUUUCCCACAACUUGUUAUUGCCAUACAAAAAUUUAUGGAAAGUUCAUCUUUAGGAGAAUAUAUUGCAAGAUUAGAAUUACUUUAUACAUUUCACUGUGAUGUAGUUUGUAGAGAAAGUUCUAUAAAACAAACUGAAUUGUGCAAUGCCUCUUGGAAUCUUUUUAAAUAUUAUUCCCAAUUUAAAGAUUCAAUAAAUCAACAAAUUGAAUCACAGAGUGCUGAUAUUAAGAAUAAAUUGCAGGGUUUUAUAAAAAUAGUAAAAUGGAAUGAUAUUAAUUAUUGGACUGUUAAAGAAACGAUUAAUAAAGUCCAACAAACUUUGCAUAAAUAUACACGAGAGUAUCAGGUAUGAUUAUUUUCUAUUUAUUUUAUGUAUACAAGUAUUUAUUUUAAAUUUUAUUUAUUUAUAUAAGUUGUUAAUUAAAGGAAAUUUUAAGUAAACCUGCAUCAUCAGCUAUGAUUACAACUUCAGCAAUAUUGAAUACUAAAACUGAUCGAUAUACUCCACCUACAUUUAUAUUCAACAAUUAUUUGGAAAAAUGCGAGACAACCUUGGUAAAUAAUAAAUUAACUAACUAAUUAAUUAAAUGUAUUGAAUUUUGUUUUUAAUAAAUUAUAUAUAUAUGUAUAUAUUUUCUUUAGAACAUACAAUCUUCAAAAAAAUGUAAUGUUCUUUUAAACAUUAAUAAAUACGCAAAAAAAUUAUUUACAAUUUCGGAAAAUAUACUUACCAAUUGCUCUUAUCCAACACAUAUAACAGAAUUAAAUGACUUUAUAAAUAGUAUUAUGGAAUCUGCUAAUGAAUUACGUGAUUUAAAAGUUGAUCCUGAAUUGUCUAAAGUUAAACAAAAGUCUCAAGCCAAAAACAUUUUGCAACAAAAACGUAAAGCAUUAUCAGAAUUAUUUAAAGCUUUACAAAAUAUUGGUUUGUCUUAUAAAGCUGGUUUAAUUUGUUGUGAAGAAGACCUAAAUUGUUCUGUUGAAUUUGCUAAUUUACCACCCAUUGAUAUCAAUGCAGCUCUUGAUUCACUAACCCCUAAGUAAGUUAAAGUUUUUUGUAUAUACAGUCAAAAACCUCCUUAUAAUAGAACCCCUAUAAGGUGGAAAUUUCCUUAAAAUAGAAAACAACAAUAGAUCUAACAAUCUAUACCCUAUAUUUUAGUCUCCCUAUAAUGGAAACUUUUUUAUAACAGAAAAAUCGGUUGGUUCCCAGUAGUUCCAUUAUUAGAAGGUUUUACUGUAAUUAUUUUAAAAGUUAAUUACCAUUCAAAUUAACAUUUUUGUAUUAAUACUAUAUUAAGUAUAGUCCAUUUUAUUUCUCAAGUUAUUAUCAUUUUCAAUUCAUUAUAUUUUUUUUAGUUAGAAAUUAUAUUUAUUGAUUUAAAUUAAAUAUUUUACCUAAUAAUUUGCACCAAAUUUACAAUUAACUUUCGUGAAUUUAUUUAUACCUAUUUACAUAAUUUUCUAUUCUAAUAUUCAAUAAUAUUAAUUAAUUCUAGACUUGUAGAUGAUGAUUUACGGUGUGCUUGGACUGAUUGUGAAGUAUAUUUUUUGAAGUCUAUAUCUCAAACUUCUGCUUUAAAAUUAUCAUCUGAAACGCCCAAAUUAGGUCCUCUGGAAAUGGACCGUAUCAAGGGUUUUGUUAAUGAUUUAAAGGUAAUCCACAUUAUUUUGUUUAUAUUAUUUGUAUACUGUGCUUAUCUAAUAUAAUUGUAUAACUUAUAGACUGUCACAUGGAAUACCAAAAGAAUAUUAGCUUUAAAUAUUAAUUCUCUUGUUAAUUUCCGAAGUAUGAUUUACUUAUCUGAUCAAAUUACAAAUUCAAAAAGCAUUAUAUUUAAUCCAUCUGAUGAUUUUCAGGUACUAUUUAGUUUUUAUUAUUCAUUAAAUUUAAGAGCUUUUUAUUGAUUGAUUUUGUAUUUAAUUUUUAAAAAAUUAUAUUUUUUUCAGCAACCUGUCAAUUAUUUGAUUAAUGGUAUCAAUAUUUUGCAACAAUUUAAAGUUGCUAUACAAUGCUGUAAUGAAAAUAUAGAUUUCAAAUCAACUGAUUCCAUAACAACUAUAUUUAAUUUAUCAUCUUGUGCUUAUUAUUCUAAAAGCAAAUCAAAUAAAACAUCUAAUGAGAUACUCAAUGAUAUUGAUAAUAUGAUUAAUUUGACUCAAAAUUCACUAAAUUCUUUAAUGGAUAAAAAGACAUAUUGUGCUAUGAAGUUGUCUAAUGUAAAUUUCGUAACUCAGGAAAAUUAUAAAACUGCUGUUGAUAUGUGUGAUAAAUUAAGAGAGUAUAUUAUUGGAUUCUACAAAGAUAUAUGGAUAAAUGAUAGUAACACAUUAAACAAACAUAAUUUUAAAUGUCAAAGUUUUGUAACUGAGAAUAAUGAACAACCAUUAGAAGAAAUGAACAAUUUUAUUUCUCAAGUUCUUAAAUCAAUAGAAAAAUUGUACAAAAAACAAUUAGAAAUUAAAUCUGAAAAUGAAGAGAAAAAAUUAUUAAAAUAUCUCAUUAUUCAACCUCUGUCUUCUGAUUUAGAAGAUUGUGAUUUAGCUUCUAUUACCAAUCAGUUUAAAAAUAUACUAAAAUUAUCUGUUGGUGACAAUUUAUUAAAAGUAUGCCGUCCACUAUUUGAGCAAUAUAUAUUACUAGUACAAUAUUUUAUUACUCAACAAACAAUGGUUUAUAGAGUUCUAGUAAAAAUGAGUUAUUUACUAUCUACUUUAUUUACAGAUCUUGCUUCAAAUGUAAGUUUACAAUAAAAUAUUUUAUUUGUUUAUAUUAUUAAUAUUUUUCUUCAGGGUUUUUGCAUACCUGAUGAAUUAUUGGAAGGUGAAGAAAACGCACAGUUUGACUGUAAGAAUGGUGGAUUAGGUUUAGAUGAUGGUGAAGGAAAAAAAGAUGUUUCAAAUGAAAUUGAAAGUCAAGAUCAAUUAGAGGAUGCUAAACAAAAUUAUAAUGAUCAACAAGAACUAGAUAAAGAUCUUAAGGUAAUUAUAAGCUAAUUAUAUAAGCUACAUUAAUGAGAGGCUCAGUUAUUUUCUAGACUUGGUCUUGUAUAAUAUUUAUUUUUUAGGAAGAAGAACAUGGUGUAGAAAUGUCAGAUGAUUUUGAUGGAAAAUUGCAUGAUGUAGAACAAAAUACUUGUGAAAAUGAAGAAAAUGAUGGUGAAGAUUGUGAUAAAGAAAUGGGAGAAACUUCUGAAGGUGCAGAUACUUUAGAUGAAAAACUGUGGGGUAAUGAUUCUGAAGAUGAAAAUGGUGACGAACAGGAAAUCAAUGAUUUAAAAGAAGACGUUGAUGGCCAGGAUGGUGAAGAUAUUGGAAAUAAAUCGCUUGGUCCUAAAAGUGAAAUUCCUACUGCUGAAGCUAAUGAACAUAAUGAUGAAACAGAUGAUCAAAAACAUAAUAACCUCGAAAAAGACAUAAAUGAAUUGGAUGAAAAUGGUGAACCAGUAGGGGAAGAUCAUAUUGAUUCAAUGCAUGGAAAUAUGCAACCUCCUCCUGAACCAGAGCCUAUGGAUUUACCAAAUGAUCUUCAGUUGGAUGAAGGUGAAAUGAAUGAUAACGAAGAAAAAUUUGAAGAAGAUAAUCCUUUUGAUAUAGAUGUUAUGAAAGAAAAUGUUGAUGAAAACAUAAACAAUGACGAUGGUGUUGAAUUUGAAGAAUUAAAAGAAAAUCUCAAUAACUUAGAAGAACUUAGUGAUGAAGAAACUAAGUCUGAGGACAAUGAACAUUUAGAAGGAAACCAAUUUGAUGAUACAAACAAUGAUGACAGUAACAAACUAGAUGAUGAAGUAAAGGAAACUGACACGAAAAUAAAUUUAGAAGAAGCUAAUCCUUCAAAUGAUAAACCUAGUCAAAUCGAAACACAACCGUCCAAUCUAGAUAAUAGUGGCUCUAAAGAUCAAGUCUGUCAAAAUGCUGAUGGACAAGAUAAAAAUGAAGAAUUUGAAUCAAAUACAGAAGAAGCCACAGGUCCCGAGACGCAGGGUGUAGGUCAAUCUCAGAGAGAAAGUAAAGAUACUAAAGAAGGACAUAGUAUUGAUCAAAAUAUAGGUAAUCCCAGUGAAGAAUCUGGAACUCAAAAUAAACGAAGAUUAAAACCCGGUGAAAAAGAUAUAGACAGAACCUUGGGUAAGAAAUAUACAUAACUAUAAAUUGACUAAAUUUUAUUGUUAAAUAAUUUUCUUUCUUUUCAUUUAAAAUGUAAUUAUGUUUAGUUAAAAUGUCUGUACACCAAUGUUUUUUUUGUUUUUGUAAUUUAAUAUUUUUCUUCCUUAGCUGAAAAUAUUGGUCCAAUGAAAAAACGAUUAAAAACAACUGAUAUUCAAGAGGAAUAUAAAAAUGAAGAUAAUCAUAAUAAUGUGAAUGAAAAUAAUGAUGCAAAAAAAAGUGAAUUAUUCAAACACAUUAAGGAAUCUAAAAAUGGCGAUACUGAAACCUUAGAUGCUGCUACAAAUGUAAAUUUUUUAACAAUUUAAAAAAAAAAAAAAACAAUUUUCUUCAUUAAAAUGUUGAUAAUUAUAAUAAUAAUUUGUUUAUAGGAACAACUUGAAAAAAUGCCUGUACCAAACAUUGAAAAUCAAAUAGGAGAAGAAUUAAAAGAAGAUGAUGAAAUGGAAGUUGAAGAAAUGGAAGUUGAAGAAAUUUCAAAUGAAAAUAAAACCAAAGAACUUGGUGAAGAAAUUUUGCCUGAAAAAAUAAAAUCAAAAAUUAAAAACAAACAAUCUAUGAAUGAUUCUGAUUGCCAAAAAAUAGAAGAUAAUCUAAUUGAAAAACAUACAAUUGAUGGUGAAGUAGUUCUUACGCAUACAGCUGAACGUGGUAUGGACACAAUGUUCCAUACCAUGGAUGUCACAGAAGAUAACGAUGAAUUUUCUUUGAGCAAAACUGAUUUUAACGAAUUGAUUAAGAACCAAUUUCACAAAUGGGUAGAGGUAAAUUUUAUUUUUUUAACUAUUAUUUUUGAAAUUGAAAAAGAAAAGGUAGAGUCAUAAUUGUUUAAUUUAUAUUUAAACAACAAUAAACUAUAUAUACCCAAAUAAGUGAGGUUCAGUUAUAGAUGUUUUGAAAUGUCAAUAUUUAUAUUUUUUAUCUCCAUAGUACCUAUUAUAAAGAUCUAAAAAAUGUUAAAUACAUAUAAAUAUCUCCACAUUUUUACCAAAUCUAGAGAAGGUCAAUAUAAAUUAUUUGUGAAAAUUUUAAGUCUCAACAAAUAUUUUUAACAGAAUUGCAACAAAAUACUAACUAGAUUCAAAGUUUAACAAAAGAAGUCUCUUGGCAUUUUUUUGAAUGGAAUUUUUGGUAAAAAACAAUUCUGAAAAAAUAAUGAAAUUAAUAAUGCUUGUUAAUAUUUGUCCAGUUUUCCUAUACAUUUAGAUUAGCUUAAUUAUUUUGAAAACUUUGGUAAAACAAAAAAAAUGAUCUCUUUAAUGUUGUACCAACUAGAUAAAAUACAUCAAGUUCUUGUUAUUUAUUAAUUAAAUUAAGAUUUUUUGUAGAAAAGUUGUUUACAGACACACAAAAAAAAAAGUCAUAAUAAACUAUAUUUAUCUUUUUUAGAACCAAAAUGAUGAUGGACUUCAAAAUAAUGAAGAAUGGCAUAAAUUUAUGAAUACAACUUCUUCUCUAUCUCAAGAGUUAAGUGAACAGUUGCGAUUAGUUUUAGAACCAAGUAAAGCAUCUAGAUUACAGGGAGAUUUUAGAACUGGUCGAAGAAUAAACAUGAGACGAGUUAUACCUUAUAUUGCUAGUCAGUUUAGAAAAGAUAAAAUAUGGCUAAGAAGGACAAAGCCCUCAAAACGACAGUAUCAGAUCAUUAUGGCUGUUGAUAAUUCUAGUAGCAUGAUUGAUAGCAUGGCUAAAGAUGUGAGUAGACAGUAUAUAUUUUUAGUUUUAGCUGCUUGAUAGUUUUGUUAAUUUCUUGAACAUUUAAGUCAUUUAAUUAUUAAUUAAAGUUUCUAUCGUAAAUUUAACUAAAACAUGAUGUUUUGUAGUUCAAUGUUGAAGAUAACAUACAUAUUCAUCUUAGGUAUAAUGAGAAAUUAAUAACUGGUCAAUCAUUUGUUAUAAACUUCCUUUUGUAUUAGAUAUAUAAAUAAACAUGUAUAAUAUAUUUGUAUUAUUAUAAUCACAACUAAUGUUUGGUACUAGAAAAAGUAACAAAACUCAAAGCAUUAUGUUCAAUAUUAUUUAUAAAUUUAAUGUUAUAUAAUUUGUAUUUGUGUUUUAGUUAACCUUCAAGUCUCUAGCACUUGUGAGUAAAGCACUCACAUUAGUUGAAGCUGGUGAAUUAGGUGUUAUGAGUUUUGGAGAACAUGCUAGAAUUGUGCAUCCACUUGGUGAACCUUUUUCUGAUCAAACAGGCGCUAAACUGAUGCAUGAAUUUACUUUUAAUGAGGAUAACACUAAAGUUGGUGAACUUGUGGAACUAGCUACAGCAGUAUUUGAAAAUAGGGGUCGGUUAGAUGAUAGUGAUAAACCAGCUCAACUAUUAGUCAUAAUGAGUGAUGGUCGCAGAAUAAAAUGUGAAGGACCGGAUAUUUUAUCAAAUGCUAUCAGAUCAGCUAAAAUUAAUGGAAUAUUCAUUGUUUUUAUUAUUAUUGACAAUCCAACAUCCAAGGUUUGUGUACAUACUUAGACAAUAUAUCAGUAUUAAUUUUAUUAAAUUGUUUUCUUGAUUUAUACAAAUAAAUUGUGUGUACUGUUAUUAAAAAUAAUCAUUUUCACAAAAAGUUAAGCCCAAUCUUAUUAAUUAUUUCAAAUGAAGUUAUUAUUACCAGACUUAAAACUUUAAAGACUGAAUACUUUUAUUAAAUUUCAACAUUAAUUUUUAUAUAUUUAGAACUGCAAAAUAUAUUUUAAAGUUGAUAGUUCUCAAUUUCGUACUGCUGUAAACAAUUUUAAAUCACUGAAGAGUCUAAAUUUAUUUGUUACUUGCCAUUUAGGUAAUUGAUUAUAGAAAUAUAUUUAAUACAUUAUUACAUUAAUUGUGAAGAUUUAAAACAAUAUAUUAGUAAAAGUACUAAAAAAAUAAUGUUUAUUUAUUAAAUAUUUAAAUAAACAAUUUAUAUGUAGAAAUUAAUAAAUAAACAUACGAAUGUGCCUAAUAUAUUAAGGUAUGUAUAUUGUACGGUUUAAAAUUAAAAAUUUAUCAUGAAGUAAAUUACCAAGUUAAAAAUUGAAACUCAACAAAGUAUGAAAAAAUAAAUGUAGAAAUACAUAGAGAAAAAAAAUUAUUUUGCAUAGAGAUAAUUUAUUUUAAUAAGAGAGAUUAUUAAAAAUAAGUUGUUAUUAGACAUAGAUAUGUUUAUUUAUUGUAAUUUUUUUUAAAUUAACUAAAUUAACUACUAAACUCAGUUUGGUUGUACUGAAAUAUUAAAUAGUUUUUAAAUAAAAUAUUUAUAUACUCCUUUUUUUCAUUUUUAGGAUUCUAUUCUAGAUAUGAAAAUACCAAUAUUCGAGAACAAUUCAGUUCGUAUUGAAUCAUAUAUGGACCACUUUCCAUUUUCAUUUUAUGUUGUUUUAAGAGAUGUUGAUAAAAUGCCUGGUGUUUUAAGUGACGCACUUAGAGAAUGGUUUGACCUAGUUACUAACUAGUUAUCUAAUAAAUAAGUUUUCAUUAUAUAUACACAUAUGCUGGGUUGUUAACUCAACAGAAAACAUUGAUUAUCUCAAAAAGUAUUAAAUUUAUUCCCAGAAUUUUUUAUUUUUUUGUUAUUCGUUUUGUAGGUAAAACUACUACGUACUUUUGAUUUUAGAAUAGCAAUCUAUAUUAAAAGUAGGUAGUUGUUCACUCUUUAAAUUAAUACUAAUACAACAUUUUAGAACCAUUUGUUUCUUAAAUUUUCAAAUAAAAAAUAUUAAUACUUUAUAAGAUAAUGAAUUUUCUCUGUUGAGUGAAUCAACUAUUUUAUAAAAGUAUGUUUUAUGUUCAAGUAAAAUUGCCAAUUGUGUACUUAAUAAUUGUAUGUAUCUUUUUUUUUUAAUAUUAAUUUUCUACUACAAUUUUCUAUAGUUCUAUUAUGAAG
Molecule: messenger RNA, 29712 nt
Organism: Cinara cedri
Lineage: Eukaryota; Metazoa; Arthropoda; Insecta; Hemiptera; Aphididae
Source: the annotation of a GenBank genome assembly